AUGCUUUCAAAGUCAUCUUGUAUAUCUGUUCAACUACUGGAGCCCACUAUCUACGUGGAACCCAACUCUGACAUUUGCAACGUGGUGCGUGGUACCAUCAACAUCAACCUGCCCAAGACGACAACAGUUAAAUCCAUCUCGGUUCGUUUUGAUGGUAAAAUGGAAACAAAGAGUUACAGCUUCGAUUCUAUGGAUGCUGGUGGAUUCGCACAAAAGAAGCCCUUGGCUCGUCAACGUCUCGUCUUGUAUCCUACCAUGGAACAGGUGGAUGCCAAUCGCCCUCUUGUCAUGAACGCAGGCCUGACUCAGUUUGGUUUUGAAAUGCAAAUCCCAUCCAAGUUGCCUGAAACCAUUGAUUGCGCAGAUGUCAAAGUGAGCUAUCAUGUCACUGCUGUCAUGGAAUAUCAAAGCAACUCCUUCUUGCGUGUGGGUCGUAGCAGUACUGUCAAGGAGUUUGCCAAGCAAGCUGUCCGUGUGGCUCGCUUACCUUAUGAAAACAUCUUGGGUGGUGAUAGCAUGUCUGAUCCCAUUGACUCUCGUACACACAAGUCUGCCUGGCUCCACUAUCAAAUUUUGGUAGAUAAGAAGGCUGUUGCACUCGGCUCGGAAUUGCCCAUCACCUUCCGUAUGCUGCCUACACACAGCGGAGUCUCUGUGGACCGUGUUGCCAUUCAAAUGUUGGAGCGUCGUGAUUUAUUCAGAGAAUCUACGCAUACAAGCCAUUCAGUGCACUCCAUUCUCCCGUCAGCUACCAACAAGACCACUAUUCCUACCACGGCUCUAUCUGAACCUUGGGAAGGCACUGUCAAAUAUAAUAUUCCUGAAGGCAAAUCCCUUGUUCACUCAACACAAGAAUAUUCCGACUUUAAUGUCAGUCAUACCUUGCUUGUCUCUAUCGCUCUUUCUGUUCCCGGCACAGGCCGUUUUACGGCUAGUCGUGUUCAAAAGAUGGUGACAUUCCAAGCCCAUAUUGACAUCUUGGAUAAAACUAUCGGUGAAUUGGACUCCCUCAAGUUGCCUACCUAUGACUCUCCUCCUCCAUUCGACAACUCUGAUUAUGUUUUUGGUGAAUAUGAUCGCAAGUUUGCUGACCCACCAGCCUACUCUGAGAUUUAUGCCACUGAGCACAACUAA
Messenger RNA from Mucor velutinosus, 1134 nucleotides. RefSeq lists its product as uncharacterized. Gene Ontology annotation, cellular component: cytoplasm; cytosol; plasma membrane. The transcript has a single exon. The record is from RefSeq and is a predicted model, not a curated record. Bases 1 to 1134 code for a protein of 377 amino acids. Lineage: Eukaryota; Fungi; Mucoromycota; Mucoromycetes; Mucorales; Mucoraceae. Gene Ontology annotation, molecular function: ubiquitin protein ligase binding; protein-macromolecule adaptor activity. Gene Ontology annotation, biological process: ubiquitin-dependent endocytosis.